AUGAUGUUGAAAAAGGCAGAGGCAAGUGGAAGAGAUGUUUACUUGUCCCUGCUUGAGUACAGAAAUACACCUGUGGACAAAGUGAACUUGUCGCCAGCACAGAUGCUGAUGGGCCGGCGCCUGAAGAGCCGCUUGCCUGUGUCAAAAGCACUCCUCCAACCACAAGCACAAGAUCACUCCCUGCUUCAAAGACAACUCGAAUACAGGCAAGAUCUACAAAAGUACUACUAUGACAAAGGGAGCAGAGAGUUGUCUCCCCUGAAUCCGGGACACUAUGUCAGAGUACAGGAGAAGAGCGGGUGGAAUCCUGCUGUUGUGACAGCAGUCGACCCUUCACCAAGAUCAUACAAGGUGACAACUAACAGUGGCAAAGCAUACAGACGAAAUAGAUGUCACAUCAGAACAACAGCGGAAGACUUUGGCAACAUGAAGGACAAGCAAGAAAUCACUCCAGAAUGCUACACAUCUAGAAACCAUGAUCCUUCUCAGUCACAGAAACAACUGCACAUAUUCUGUGAUGCUUCGGAGCGUGCCUAUGGUUCAGUUGCCUAUUUGAGAAGUGAAGAUAGGAACGGUGAUAUAGCUGUCAGUUUUGUGGCUGCGAGAAGUAGAGUGGCUCCUGAGAAGCUGCUCUCAAUGCCCAGACUAGAACUCUCUGCUGCCCUUACUGACAGCUGGCGUUAUGUGAACACAAAGGAUAACCCAGCCGAUGUUGUCACAGGAGGUGUAACCUUGCAGGAACUCUAUGUUGCCUCCCAAUGGAGGAACAGUCCUCUUUUCCUUUUAGAAUCCUCUGAGAAACGACCAACACUCACAGACAUAUGUGAUAUACCUGAUGCUGCUCAGGUAGCAGAUGAACUGAAGAAAAGUUACUGUGACAAUAUCUCAGCUGUGAACCUUCCUGAUUGUUCUCAGUACAACAACUGGGAAUCACUAGUCAAAGCUCCCAUUGAGUGCCUUGAUGGGGUGGCCAUAAGUGAUCAAUUUGAUGAAGUUGAACUCAUAGAGAAAGCGGAAACACUGUUGUUUCAACAAAUUCAGCUGGAAUGCUUUCCUGAUGGAAUUGCAUCAUUACGAGAAGGCAAAGCAAUAACCCGUACAAGCAGACUUAUAGAACUCAAUCCAGAAUAUGACCCAUCUGAUGGCAUGGUAGGAGUUGGUGGUAGACUCAGACAGGCUGAGGGACUCCCAGAAAAUGUCAAACACCCUAAAGUCCUCGACCCUAAACAUCCCAUAACAAGACUCAUCAUCAAGGACUUUGAUGAAAUCUUGCACCAUUAUGGACCAGAAUGCAGCUUCACAGAAGUUCGAUGA
Messenger RNA from Haliotis rufescens (red abalone), 1314 nucleotides. RefSeq lists its product as uncharacterized. The transcript is spliced from 3 exons. Bases 1 to 1314 code for a protein of 437 amino acids. The record is from RefSeq and is a predicted model, not a curated record. Lineage: Eukaryota; Metazoa; Mollusca; Gastropoda; Lepetellida; Haliotidae.